AUGAAUAACCUAGUUUUCUAUUUAUGUCUAUUAUUAACAUUACAUGGAAUCGUAUUAUCGCGAUCAGUAAUGCAAAGAAUUACUCUUAAUAAUCAUGUAUGGGAAGUACCAAAUGAGCCUGGCUGGGAUGAAGUUAUCCAAGAUGUUGAAGCAAUACAAAAUUCUUUACGUAAAUGUUCAAAAGUAUCAGAAUGUCAUAAAAUUGUAAAUCGAUUACGUAAAGUAUUUUAUCGUCAUCCAGUAUCACGAAAAUAUUUUGAAGAAAAUGCUCAUCUUGAAAACGAUAUGAUGGAAUCAAUAUUCAAAUGGGGAUAA
Messenger RNA from Adineta steineri, 315 nucleotides. Lineage: Eukaryota; Metazoa; Rotifera; Eurotatoria; Adinetida; Adinetidae. The record is from the annotation of a GenBank genome assembly.